GUAGGGAAACCGUCAUUUUCUUACUCGCCCUCUGACAUUAACCACCUUCUCUGUCUGCACUCAAAUUCAUCCCUGGCAAUGAAAAAUGAGCCUCUCCCCCACCCCUGCUGCCGCCUUUCGCCUCACGCCCCCAGAGAAGAGUGUCUCCGUGUGGCAGCCGAUGAAGGUUUUUUUCCACGUCACAUGAUCCAGGAUGCAGGGGGAGAAUCCUUCUUGGAACAGAGAUGAGCCCAGAAGUGAAUCAGAUGAAGAGAGAUAAGGUGUGCUGCGGGAAGACUAUAUAAGAAUGGACCCAGGGCUGCAGCAAGCACUCACCGGAGUGGCCCCUUCUCGAGACACAGCCAUGCAUGUGCCAGCGGGCUCCGUGGCCAGCCACCUGGGAACCACCAGUCGUGGUUAUUUCUACUUCACCACCACGGCGCUGGCUCUGUGUCUUGUCUUUGCUGUGGCAACCAUCAUGAUGUUGGUAGUUCAGAAGACGGACUCCAUUCCCAACCCACCAGGAAAAUUCCCCCUUAAAGGAGGAAAUUGCUCAGAGGACAUCUCAUGUGUAAUGGAAAGGUCUCCAUUCAGGAAGUCAUGGGCCUACCUCCAAGUGUCAAAGCAUAUAAAUAAAUCCAAGUUGUCUUGGAACAAAGAUGGUGUUGUUCGUGGAGUCAUAUAUCAGGAUGGGAAUCUGGUAAUCCAGUUCCCAGGUUGGUAUGUCAUCAUUUGCCAACUACAAUUUCUCGUGAAAUGCCCAGAACAUUCUGUUGACCUCAAGUUGGAGCUUCUCAUCAACCAAGAUGUCAAAAAGCAGACUCUGGUGACAGUGUGUGAGUCUGGAGCACAAACGAAAAACAUAUACCAAAAUCUCUCUCAGUUCUUGCUGGAGUACCUCCAGGUCAACACCACCAUAUCAGUCAAGGUGGAUAAAUUCCAGUAUGUGGAUACAAACACCUUUCCCCUUGAGAAUGUGUUGUCUAUCUUCUUAUACAGUAGUUCAGACUGAACCAUUUCUUCUGGCCUUCAGGAAGAAAACCACUCUCUACCAUACAGUACUUCAUCCAUCCAAACACUUGGGCAAAAAGAAAACUCUAGACCAAGCCUGAAACCACAAAGGGUAUUAAAUAUUAUGCUUCUCCUUCUGUCUCUUGGAAAGAUACAGCUCCAGGGUUUAAAAAACAAACAAACAAACAGUUUUGAGUGAAGUGUUUUUCAAACAGAAAGGAGGGAAGCAAGGCAGUAUGUGGGAAAAGCCCCACAUGGGCAUCAGAAGGGUUGGAUUUAUGCCCUGGCCCAACCACUAACUGGCUCACUGUGUGACCUGGAGUUAUUCCUUUCCCCUCCCUGGAACUCUGGAUACAUGUCUGGAAAAUGAAUGGGCUGGAUUUGAAUCUCUCCAAAAUCUCUUCCAUCUCAGAAGACCAAGAUGUCUUGUCCCAGACCCGUGAAUUCAGAUUCCAGGUAGAAGCCCCCAGCCAAAGGGAAGGCCCUCGCCUCACGCCAGUAUAAAUCUGAUGGUACUAGUAGGAUCUGGCUGCAUGUCACCUCAACGGAGUCGGAAUUUGGGGAGGAGGUUCAAGGUACAUUCCCAAAUGAAGUGAACUGUGGGAUCUGAAAUGUGUAAAAGAAACGACUGCCCAACUGACCAUACAAAUCUAAGAGGCCUCCUGGAAUUUGGAAAGUCUUCUGACCAGGCUUGACUCCAUCCAAGUUAAGACUGACAACACAUCAACAACAUACAACUCUCAUUUCCUAUAGGGAAGGGCUGUGCAUUCAGCAAACAUUCCAUUGGCGUGCACUGGUCAUGGUGAUAUGGCCAUUUGGUCAGGGACCAGCUGCUGUCCUUUCUCACAUGAUCUCUCUCUGCUCCCUCCUUCAAAUGCCUCUCAGGGAGCCAUUUCUGUGGAGGGCCAUUAAGGGCCCCGAAUGUUAUUGAUAAAGAUGAUGUCCUUGAACAUGGUGAGGACUUCUAAAAAAUGGCAACCUCCUCUCCUGAUUGGGGUAAUUGUGAGAUUUUUCUAGCUACACCAACCUACCUUUAUAUCCAUCCAUCUUUUCUGGAAGAAGCCCCUUAUCUGUUGAAAAGGACCAUUGAGCUUGAAGUAUAAUGCCCCAGAGUUUCUGCUUCAGAAGCAAAAGGGACCCUUUACUGCCAUCCAAAAGAAUGGAGCAAAAUUUGCAUUUUUCUCAAGAAAGGUGGCAGGGAAAAGAAAAAUGUAGGAAAUCAGGAAAGUCUGCCAGAGAAAAACUAGAAAAAGUGUUAAAGAAGAAAAGGAAAAAAAAAAACGCCAGCAGUGUUGGUAUGGAUGAGAAGAAUUCAAAAAAAACAAAACAGCUGAAGAAAAAUUGAAGUCAUUUGCUGAGCAAUGUGCUAUGUCAAACUCCUCCUCAGCCUCCUCUAUGAAACAUUCAGUAAAGUCUGCAUUUCUCCUAACGCUUUCUAUGAGUAGAUUCUUUGGGAGGAGCGGGCAUUGGAAGAGGUGUUGAAUUCAGCAAGCCAAGUAUGUAAUAAACGCAGAGACAGGUUUUGAGGACCCAAAACCAGCAAGUAAGAGAGCACCUGGCAUUUGAAUUAUACCCAAACUCUGAAGGACAAAUGAACCUUGCUUAAGCCAACUCCGGUGUUCUUGAGAAGGUAUCCACAAUCUAAGGUUGUGUGCGCUAAGCAAAUUUUCUACUGUCUCAUAUUCAAGCUUGAGAAAGGUUUCAUCUCUCUGAGCAGAGGCACCUGACUUUUAUACUUGAGUGGUUCCAGCUCUCAGUCUCUGUCAAGCAAUGACCUGCAAGCCAACAGCUGAAGACACAGGGGGCACAGCAUUAAGGAGUCCUCUACAAGACAAAAAAAUAAAGGGGAAUAAUCAUUAGUAACUCAACUGAAAAUAAUAGGGCAUGGAUAAGAUGGAAAGCUUAAAACCAGAUUCUUCUUUUUUUAAAGAUUUUAUUUAUUUGACACACAGAGAGAGAAAGAGAGUCCAGCAGUGGGAGCAAUAUGCAGAGGGAGAAGGGAAAGCAGGUUGGUCAAGCAGGGAGCCUGAUGCGGCGCUCAAUCCCAGGACCGUGGGAUCAUGAUCUGAGCCAAAGGCAGAUGCUUAACGGACUAAGCCACCCAGGUGCCCCAAAACCAGAUUCUGUUGCUCCCUGAGGGUUAACCAGGCCCCUGGGACUGUGGUAGAAUCUGUGCAAGUAAAAUAAAUAAUUCUCUACCUGGGAAUGUCUGUCUGUCUCUCUCUCUCUCUCUCUCUCUCACACACACACACACGAGUAUACUUGCAGAAAGUGUAGAAAAGGGCAAAUGCAUAAACUCAUAAGAAACAAGUCAGUGUAGACAAAAUGUGUUCCUGCCCUUGGGGAAUUCCUAAGACUUUCCUUCUCCACAUUUAGUAACUUUUUGUUCACCCCGUCUGUCUAUUACCUACCAAUGCCUCCUUAACCUACCCUAUUUCCUCUCAGAAUUCCCCAGCCACACAAAGGUUGGCUCAGAAGAGGUCCCUGCACCCCCAGGAAGAUUGACAGGAACAGGCCUGAAAGGGAGGAAGUGCUGAAAGAAGUUAUGCAGAAUCUACCAAACAGGAGAGCCUUCUAGAACUUGGAUUAGGAGGAUUGAGAAGUCAGUCAGUGUCGUCUCUGGAAAGAUGCUUGCAUUAAGAGGAUUGAGAAGUCUGUGUCGUCUCUGGAAAGAUGCUGAUUGAUGAGCUAAGCCAGUGGUUGAAUGCAUGCCUGACAGCAGGCAGAGACUUGUCAAGUCCUCUUGUGUGGUUAGAGCAGAGCUGGGAUUUGAGCUAGCAGUGGAGUCCAACCUCUUGGCUCCCUUCUGCAUGAUUUCCCACCAGGCUUUACUGGUCUCAUUCUGUACCCUUCCUGUAAUUCCUCAGGUCACUUCUUUACCCCUGCCCUGGGGUGGUCCCCAGUAUUCGGGGACUUUCUCUGUUCUUCUUUUCCCCCACACAGAUCCUCCAAAAUCAUCAUUCAAAUGUGAGACUCAGAUAGUCUUUGGAUUCAGUACAUGGGCAAAUCACAGAAAAAGGCCGGGAGCCCAUAUGGAAAAGUUCAAUCUCUGAGAAACUGAAGAAAUUAUUUAAAAAUAAAAGUUUAUUGUUUUAAUCUGAAUUUAUACAUAUAUGUGUGUAUAUGUAGCUAUCUGUGUAUGUUUAUAUCAGUAUAUGUGUGUACACACAUGUGUGUUGUAUACACAUGUGUGUACUAUGUGUGUAUACACAUGCAUGUACGUGUCUGUGUGUGUGUGAGAGGGUGUCCCCGCUUUCACCUAGUAAUUGUUUUCAGGUCAUCUGCUUAACCUGCAGUUGGGGAGGAAGCUUUAUUCUUGCUCUGGGCAUUGCAAAAUGUAUGUACAGUUGUAUUUAUUUUUAAUUAUGAAAAGAACAGAAAGUAGUAUUUCUCCCAUGCUUCACUUCUUAUUUAAUAAUAUUAAUAUUUUGCCAUGUUCGCUUCUGCUUCCUUUUAAAAAUAAAACACGGCAGAUAGAGUAAAGCCUCACUCCUCCAUCCAUUUCCCUCCACCCUCCCCAGAGAUAGCCACCUAGAAGUUUGCCCAGCCCCUUUACUUGGAUAAUUUUAGACUUGUUUUCCCAUAAGAAUAUAUAGUACAAUUUUGUAUGGCUUUAACAAUUUCAAUAAAUGAAAUUUUUUUCAAUAAA
Molecule: messenger RNA, 4639 nt
Organism: Mustela lutreola (European mink)
Lineage: Eukaryota; Metazoa; Chordata; Mammalia; Carnivora; Mustelidae
Gene: TNFSF8
Product: TNF superfamily member 8
Exons: 4
Coding region: 287-991 (234 amino acids)
Biological process (GO): CD8-positive, alpha-beta T cell differentiation; immune response
Cellular component (GO): membrane
Molecular function (GO): tumor necrosis factor receptor binding
Source: RefSeq, a predicted model, not a curated record